Bacillus rossius redtenbacheri is the source of this 2948-nucleotide messenger RNA. RefSeq lists its product as uncharacterized. Lineage: Eukaryota; Metazoa; Arthropoda; Insecta; Phasmatodea; Bacillidae. The record is from RefSeq and is a predicted model, not a curated record. Bases 405 to 2948 code for a protein of 847 amino acids. The transcript has 2 exons.
ACAGUACAGAAGAAAAUAUAUCGAGUGAUGACAAUACCGCCGAUUUCCACAGUGAAAAGCGUUUCAGUCAUGAUGUUGAUAAUUCCAGCCAUCAGUGCCCAUACUGCUCUGAGGUACUUACAUCCGACAGUUCCUUUCAAAUACAUUUAAAAACCAAUCACGACUUUGAUUUUGAACAAAGUAGAAGCGAAAAAGAAAAUGUCUUCAAAAAUUUAACCCAAAUCCCCUUGAAUUUGUCAAAUAAUUACAUUAAUAAGUCUACUUCAGAUAAUAAUUUGCUAGAAAAUGUGUACAAUCAGUGGAAUACUGAGGCAAACGAUGCCUGUGAGGGUUUCCUCGAUGUGACUAAUGAGCCAGUGAAAAAUACACCGUCAGGUUUUACAGAAUCUUUCAAUGAUUGUAGAAUGUUAUUGCCGGGAUACCUACCUUUAACAGCUCCAUUAAUCUUCCCAACGAUGCCACCUGCGGCCUCAAAUCAGACCCCCGAACAAAAAUCAGUUCAGUGUAGCAUGUCUUUGCCAGUUCGUGUGUUUAACCCUGAGGCAUUUUGUCAACUAUGCAACAAAGAAUUUUGUAACAAAUAUUUUCUGAAGACACACAAAGCAAACAAGCAUGGUAUCUAUGUGGAAAAUCCUCACCCGUCACUCAGUAACUUGAUUUCUGUACAGACUGUGCCUUUCGUUAAUGCAUCUUUUGACCAGUUGCAGCAACAAAAUGUGGUAAGAAACUCACCAGAGAAUUUCUCAAAGUCUCUCUCAGCAACACAGUCUAAUGAAGAGUACACUGUUUCGCAGCCCAUGGGUAACAGUUCUAACAAAGCAUUUUGCGAUAUAUGCAAAAGAAAGUUUUGUAACAGGUAUUUCCUAAAAAGACAUAGAGCUAAAAUUCAUGGAAUUGUAGAUGAUCUUUACACUUCCACUAGCUCAUAUAUAGGUCACCCUGAGUAUGUACACAAACAAAAUUGCGAUGAAAAAGGAAACUCGAUAGAGUGCUGUAACAUCAGACCAAGUUCUCUAGAACAAAAUAUUAGGACGCUCGGUGAAAGCAAGGAAGUAGAUGUAGAAAAUUUUCGGAACGAAACUGAGAAGUCACGUGAUAGUGUUUACGAUGAUAAACUUACAGGUAAUAACCCUGAAGAUGGAAAGGAAUAUGAAAAAUUAAACUUGGAAGAUGAACACCAGUUUGGGAAAGACAUAAGACAGCCCUCGGAGAAUUUUGACAACCUUAACAGCACAAACUCUUCGGAAAAAACAUCUUCGAAUUCUUCCCCAGGCAAAACGAAGGAUGCAUCGUUUUCUGUUGAAAAACUUAAACAGCUAGGUGUGAUAAACGCAGAUGCAUUUUGUGAAAUAUGCUGUAAAGAGUACUGCAACAAGUAUUUUCUUAGAACACAUAAAAUGAAACGCCAUGGGAUAACUUACCCAGAUGGAGAAUGGCAAGGUAAAGAUGAAAAACUUAACGAAAAUGGAAAUGGAUCUUGUAUCCAUGCACAAACAAGUCCUCUUAAUUUAAUAAUAGGGGAGCAUGGAAAUAAUAGUUCAGAUUCUGGAGAAAGAGUUCACUCAGAUAGUGAGGACAUUGAAUGUAAUAUCUGCAGACGUAAAUUUCAAAGCUUGUAUCUAAUGCACAUGCAUCAGGCAUAUUUGCAUGCAGUUGAGAUAGAAGAAAAAGCAGUAGGUUGCACAAAAGAAAGUACCGAAGAAAAUGUAUAUGACAAUGCAAGUAAUGAAAUUUCUGUUACAGCCAAUGAAAAAUCACCUACGAAAAUUGGUAUUAAGGUCAAUGAUGAAACAAGCGAAAACUAUGACUCUAACGAUGAUCUGCAAAAGUUGAAGACUAUGAUCAUGCAACUAAAUGAUCUUAGUGUAAGCAAGGUGACAGUGUGCACAGUCUGCAGUCAGGAUAUGCAGUCACCAAAUAACCUUAAAUCUCACAUGAUUUCAGAGCAUAGUAUUUGCUUUGAGGAGAACGCGGGAGUUUUAGAUGGAACUCGUUCGACAUUAAAUUCUCUCUUUACUAGUUCAAACCGUGAGGGGGAAAAGAAGUGUUCUCUUUGCGAAAAGGAGUUUAUAAGCGAUGCCAUUUUGAAACAACAUAUCGUGGAGUUCCAUAGACACAACUCACCACAAAUUUCAUCUUCAAAUUUGGGCAUCGAUCCGGAUGUUAUUAAAAUUGAAAUGGACUUUUCUGAAAAAAGCCAGUAUCAUUCGGGAGCAUCUACAAGCUCAGAGAAAAAGCCAACGCUCGCCCCUACAAACAGUUAUUGCGAAAUUUGCAACAAAGAAUUAUGUAACAAAUACUUUAUGAAAACGCACAUGCAAAGAAUGCAUGGAAUAGAAAUUGAAAAUGGUGCACAAAUAGGAGGUGUUAUUUGCGAUGUGUGCAACAAAGAGUUAUGUAGCAAGUACUUUUUAAGAGUGCAUAAGCAAAAUACACAUGGGAUUAUAGAAGAAGGUCCUAUCCCUCAGCAAAAUCGCGAUGGUUCUAUCGUAGCUGGAGUCUCAAGUUCACAUAAUGAAAAUGACAAUGCACUGAAACCACUGGAGUUGGGUGACUUAUCUCACCGAUACUUCACUCACUUCACCGAGGUUUGUCCGCUCUGCAGCCGGCGGUUCAGGAGUACGAAAUGGCUGAAAGCACAUUUGUUUAAUGAUCAUGGUGAGUCGGGUGCAGAGAAAUGGAAAGAUUUAGAAAAUAAACCGUGGAUGGAUACUACAAAUGUCCUCCAAGAUGUGAAGAAGAAGCUGGAAGAUGCUGUUAGAAAGUCUAAGAUCCCUGCCUCAUACGCCGUCCCUCAGUCCCAGCCUCCAUAUGUCGAAGGAUUUCUGAUGCAACCAUUCCUGUUAGAGGAGCCAGAUCAGAAGUUUGUCCCCUCUCUCGUGUUCCUACCUGUGAAGGAGAAAAUGUCCGAGCCCUUGACUGUGUCAUUCAUGCUCACACCUGCUUAG